This is a messenger RNA of Leguminivora glycinivorella, 921 nucleotides long. RefSeq lists its product as uncharacterized. The record is from RefSeq and is a predicted model, not a curated record. The coding region runs from base 219 to 599 and encodes 126 amino acids. The transcript is spliced from 5 exons. NCBI's taxonomy places the organism in Eukaryota, Metazoa, Arthropoda, Insecta, Lepidoptera, Tortricidae.
GGAUUUCCCCAUCCCAUGUUAUUGAUUGACAUUUCAAUUGUUUAUAUUAAUGUGUACUAUUUUUAUGAAGCUAAACCGAUUUUAUCUAAUAUUUAGUUUACAUGCAUCAUUUAGUUCCCUUAUAGGUUAGUUAACGUUGUAUACAUUACCGAUCAUAUUCUAUUUGAGGAAUAUAGGGCUAUUUAAACCGCUCAGUUCCUGUGACAACUUUCUGCAAAAUGUUAUUAAAAAAAGAUAAAGAAAUUCGCAAAUUAGGACCUGGCGAAAUAUACUCUCUGGUAGAAAUCAUACACGCCGUGGAAGAUGAUUGGAAAAAGUUCAUGUCUCUAAUACCUAAGGAUCUUCAGAAUGAAUAUUCCGAACUAAAAUACAAUAGUGAGGAUAUAAGAAAAAUUGAAGAACAUGCUAAUGUUUGUAACGAAAAGUGUGCCAAGAUUAUGUUUGAUGAAUGGGGGACGUCGGGCCAGAUCCGUCCAAUGUUGAGGACAGUGCAGCAAAUUGCAUUGAAGGCGGAGAUGAUGCGACUUGUUGAUCAUAUAUCAACCAUGAUGGAGAGCCGAUCCUCCCGCGGCCAAUGCAAGGGCCCGGGGCGCCGGUGACCACACAGCUUGCUCUUUUACUAGAUGAAACAACUGCUGAAGAAGUGACAACACAAAAUAUUAGAAGAAUUGAAGCUAAUCACAUCAGCACCGAGCAAGUACACAAUCUACCAAAUUUUGAACAAUUGCAGAGGUCCAGCUACGUUGAUUUGGACGUCACUACCACAGAAACUCAACGUGAAGGAGUCAACAAUAAUGCCUCAUCUGGUCACCUUGGGCCAGCAAAUAAUGUGCCCAACUGGGAUCUGUUGGCCAAACCUCCAAACUCACCAACCUUCUUCCGAUAACUAUUUUAUUUGUUCAUUAAAUAACUUUAUACUAG